This is a messenger RNA of Brugia pahangi, 1029 nucleotides long. NCBI's taxonomy places the organism in Eukaryota, Metazoa, Nematoda, Chromadorea, Rhabditida, Onchocercidae. The record is from the annotation of a GenBank genome assembly.
AUGGGUGCUUGGAGUAAUUACGUAGUGCUAUUAUUACUUUAUUCACGUGGUAUCACUCGUUUUACGUGGUACCAUUCUACGCUACGUGGAAUUUUAUCUUCUUUCUCAAAAGUUGUUCAUUCCGAUAUCACUAGUUUAUUGGCCGUGGAAAAAAUUAUUCGCACACGAAUUUAUGAUUCGAAAUAUUGGAAGGAAGAAUGUUUUGCAUUAACUGCAGAACUUCUGGUAGACAAAGGAAUGGAACUACGAUAUAUCGGCGGAAUCUAUGCAGGAAACGUGAAACCAACACCUUUUUUAUGCCUGUGCUUGAAAAUGCUACAAAUUCAACCAGAGAAAGAUAUUGCUGUUGAGUUCAUUCGGCAGGAAGAAUACAAAUAUAUUCGUGCAUUGGGAGCGAUGUACAUCCGACUUACGUUCACUUCUAUUGAAGUUUACAAAUAUUUGGAACCCUUGUAUAACGAUUACCGGAAAUUGCGAAUGAUGAACAAUGAAGGAAGAUUUGAAAUUGUUCAUAUGGAUGAAUUUAUUGACAAUUUGUUACGUGAUGAACGAUACUGUGAUAUUCAUUUGCCGAGAAUACAGAAACGAAUAACUUUGGAGGAAGUUGGAGAGUUACAACCAUACGUUAGUGCACUCGAUGAAGAUCUCGAUAAGUUAUCAUCAUCAGAUUCCGAAGACGAUGACGAUAGAAUUCGCAAAAGAAAAGAACGUUCAAAGGUUAUGCCUCGCCGACGCAGUUAUUCAAGAGAACGUGAACGGGAACGUGAUGUGGAUCGAGGUAGAGAUAGGGACAGAGAAAGAGAACGAGAACGGGAGAGGAGCGUGACAAUGAUCGUGACAAAGAUAGGAAUAGAGAUCGCGAUCGACGUCAUCGCACACCGGAGUAUCGUGAUCGAGAACGAAAUAGUCGAAAAGACAAGGAACGCGAUAAGGAUCGAGAGCGGUGACGUGUGGACAAUGUUUGACUCGGAAGUAUUGUUGGUUCUGUUAACGUUGUUUUUUGUAUAUUCAGAUAAUCCAUACUUGUGA